Molecule: messenger RNA, 2596 nt
Organism: Eriocheir sinensis (Chinese mitten crab)
Lineage: Eukaryota; Metazoa; Arthropoda; Malacostraca; Decapoda; Varunidae
Product: THUMP domain-containing protein 2-like
Exons: 8
Coding region: 499-2532 (677 amino acids)
Biological process (GO): tRNA methylation
Molecular function (GO): tRNA (guanine) methyltransferase activity
Source: RefSeq, a predicted model, not a curated record
UAUCCCGUCUCCUCCCCGGGACACCUAACUAACAAAAGCUGCAGAAGUCGGGGCAACUCGACAGGAUCUAACUCCUACCCUGGUGACAGGACCCCAACAUAAUAAACAACACCUGAUAACAACUACCACUGACGGGGCUUUAGAGGCUGUGACCCCACUGCCUAACUAGCCCCAUAAAACACCCAAGAAGAAGAAGCAUAGACAAGCAAAGCCAGGGGAAGAAAAGAGCAGAAAAACGCAUCAUUUCCCCUGAGCGCAGCCAUCACCCGCCUGAGGAUUCGACACCCACGCCUCAAUGCCUACCUACACCGACUGAACAUCAUCCAGGACCCACACUGCCAAGGUGCCCCACACAGCCUGACACACCAGAACACUUCCUCCUUCAGUGCCCAAGAUUCCGCUCCCUCCGCACCAACCUCAGAGCAUCCUUAACCCGGUAGCUGCGGGGGUCAUGUUUCUUAAAGCACAUCCAUAAAGUUUUUGAAAAGUGAAUUGUCCAUGAUGGCAACAUGCAUGGUAACCUGUGGCAGAGGACUGGGUAACUUUGUAUGGCAGGAAAUCCUUGAGAAAAUACCAGGAACAGUUGACCUCAGACACUUGAGUGAGGGUAAAGUAGCAUUCAAGAUCUGUCAUGCUGUGGGCAUUACUGACACUGCCUUGAUGCAGGGCCAGAAGUGUGUUGGUGAUGGAGGAAAUUUGGAUGAUAAUGAAGAAAGUAGAGAGGCAAAAAAGGAACACAAUAUCACAAGUCCAAUAUCAAAGGAAUUGGUUGGCACCAAAGAAAUGACAGGAGAGGAACACACUGCCCUACAAAAAAUUACAGAACCUCCAGGAAUACCCACUGAAGAGGAGGAUCAGUGGGUUGCUGCCAUUUCUCACAUUUACAAACUGAGGCUGGUGGAACGAGUGUUUACACUGCUUCACUGUGAGGACAUUGAUUCCAAAAAUGGAUAUCAUGCUGAUGAUGGAAGUUCAAGACCUGAUGACAUCCUAAAAACUUAUGAAAGCAAGAUAAAGAGUCUCACUGAGAGCAUCAAAUGGAAUGACUUGGCUGUUAAGCUGAAGCGAGUGAAGGGUCACCAGGAUGAAGGAAGGUCAAGGCCCGUGUGGUGCCAAGACCCCAACUCCUGUCCAGGCUCACUGAGGAGAAGGCAAAUGAAGCAAGAGCUGGGAGAGAAGCGAGCAGCAUUUGCAUCAUCAGGAGAAAUACCGAGAAGCUUUCCCAAGUGUCAGAGAGAAGUCAACAUAACAGGAAAUCAAAAGAAAAAGAUGAACAUGCAUGAAACCAACAAAAUCAGUGAUGGUGAGCUAAACCCUACAGUGCCAAACAAUAAAUGCAAAUAUGAAAGUGCAAAGAUUCCAAGAAUCUCUGAAGACAACAUUGCUGAAAAUGAUGAUGUACAUGGUAGCAGUGAAUUCAGAUCUGAAACUGAUUUGAGUAACAAAACACAGCAUUCACUGAGAUCUCAAAAGGAAGAUGCCAAAGAUGUGGGGGGGGAUCAUGAGGAAACUGAUUCUUAUGAAGGCAGUUUGCUGAUGCCGGCAGACAAUAAUCCUGCAAAAAGAAACAUAGAUCUAACACCAGAUGAGAGUAAAUCACCUCAAAGUAAAAGAUUUAAAAAAAAUAAUUCCCAACCUUCCCAAAUGAACCUUGAAGUGGUAAAGAAAGAUCAAGACAAUGAAGGGAACUCCACUGAACAUAUGUCAACAACCUUCCGAGUGUCCAGUCGGGUGUCAGGUCCCUAUAAAAACAUUCUCACUGUGAAGUGGAUUAAUCGCGUACUUGGUCAACAGCUCAGCGAGGCCAUGGCAGGCUGGGUGCCAGACUGGAGGCAGCCCUUAGUGGACCUGUAUGUAAAUCUUACAUCAUCACAUUAUAUCGUAGGUGCAGUGCUGUCUCCCAGACCCUUGUCCCUGCGGACUUACAUCCCCCACCUAACCCUGCGCUCCACAAUAUGCCACUUGAUGGCCAGACUUUCCUGUUUGCCCCCCAAGGCCAUUGUUCUGGACCCAAUGUGUGGUGGAGGGAGUAUUCUGGUGGAAACAGCCAUGAGCUUUGAUGUUAGUCAUGUAAUAGCAAGUGACAGCAGCCGAGAACAACUGGAGGUGGCCAGAUGCAACCUCCACAACCUCAGAGUUCCUGUAACCCUCCUGCAGGCAGAUGUGCAAGAACUGCCUCUGCAAGACUCAUCAGUUAACACAGUGCUUUGUGACUUCCCAUUUGGCCAGAAGCACAAGUUGGCCUCAGAGAGCCAACAGUUAUUGGCGAAGGUACUCAGGGAGAUGCACAGGGUGUUGGUGUGUGGCGGCCGUGCUGUGUUUCUGUUGUCCCCGCGGCAGAGGGAGGUUGUGUCUCAGCUGGCACAGGACAGGACCAAGACCGCAUCUGAUAUAGGUGCAGGUGAUCACCUAAUACUUUUGGAGACCCACUUUGUGUCUCUUGGUGAAACAUCAGCCUUUGUUGCAGUCCUGGCCAAAGAACACUCAUCCCUAGCAUCAUCAAAGGAGGAAAAGGGAGAUGUAUUAUCCUGACGCCGUCCAUUUAUUGUGUAUGAAGUAACCACUGAAGGAAAUACACAAGGCUCAUAAGUUUUGA